Molecule: messenger RNA, 510 nt
Organism: Acanthosepion pharaonis
Lineage: Eukaryota; Metazoa; Mollusca; Cephalopoda; Sepiida; Sepiidae
Source: the annotation of a GenBank genome assembly
AUGAUCUGUACAGGGAUUAUUGGCAGUAUGUCUGUAUUUUAUGUGGAAUUCCUCAAAGAAUUUAAAAAUACAAAAGCUGAAGUGGCUCUGGUGCCUUCAUUAGCCAAUGGAAUGUAUGAUAUUGGAGGUGUGUUGGCAGGAAUGAUGAUUGAUUCUUUGGGGUGUCGGAAGUCUGUGAUUAUUGGUGCCUUGUUGUCCUGCAUUCCUACUGCUAUCAGCUUCGUCACUUACAAUAUUGUGGCUCUUAUUUUUCUACUGGGAAUUAUCUGUGCUUUUGGAUCCUCAAUUGUGAUGUUGACUGGAAUGGUUCGAGUCGGCCAGCAGUUUGGACAUGAGCAUCCAAUUGGCACUGUCAUCAUUAGUGGGUCACACCCAGCUGGAUUCAUUAUCUUCCCUCAAAUAAUGCCAUUACUCAUUAAACUCUACACAUGGAGAGGAGCUGUCUUGAUUCUGUCUGGCAUCAUCUUGAAUGUGAUUCCUUUGGGUCUUCUUGCCACUUACGGUAAUUAA